Messenger RNA from Talaromyces proteolyticus, 1054 nucleotides. RefSeq lists its product as uncharacterized. The record is from RefSeq and is a predicted model, not a curated record. The transcript is spliced from 2 exons. Lineage: Eukaryota; Fungi; Ascomycota; Eurotiomycetes; Eurotiales; Trichocomaceae. Gene Ontology annotation, molecular function: oxidoreductase activity. The coding region runs from base 147 to 1049 and encodes 300 amino acids.
AUUCGCACUUAGUGACAAGAAGGUAUAAAUAUAUCGUGUUUCCUGGUAUGAAGAAUAAGAUCAACUGAAUCUCAUCAUAUCUCAAAAACAUCCGACCAACUUAUAUCCUCCGAAGCAGUUUCAAGAUUCUUCUGAUUUCAAUCAAGAUGAGCGAGAUUAGUACAGUUGCGAUAGCUGGAGCCUCUGGCACCCUUGGGCCUCACGUUCUCAAAGCACUUGUUGAUGCAGGCUUCCAAGUUACAGUUCUCACUCGUGGCAAGCCAGGGACGUAUGAUUCGAGCAUCAAAGUCCUUGAAGUAGAUUAUACUUCUUUGAAAUCUUUGACCGCCGCCCUCAAAGGAAUUGAUGCCGUCGUGUCAACUGUGGGUGGUGAAGCGAUCGAGAGUCAAAUUAUCCUCAUUGACGCCGCUGUUGCCGCGGGCGUGAAACGUUUCAUUCCUUCUGAAUUUGGCAGCGUUAGCACAAAUCCCAAACUUGAAGGCUUUCCAUUGUACAGCUCCAUGGCCAAGAUUCGAAAGCAUCUUCAACAGAAGGCGGCAGCUGGCGAGUUGACUUGGACGGUUCUUGUAUGCGGUGCCUUCCUAGACUUCUUAUUAAACACUCCCAUAUUGCUGAACUUUGCAAACCAUUCUGUAACUCUCAUGGAUGAGGGAGAUAACAGAAUUAGUACGACUUCCCUGCCAAAGGUUGGGACGGCUAUAGCUGCGAUCUUAAAAAACUUUGACGCAACGAAAGACAAAAUUGUGCAUACAUCUGAGGCCAUUCUGACUCAAAACCAGUUGUUGGAGUUUGCAAAAGAGAUUAAUUCUGAAAUUAAGUGGGAGGUUAGCAAGGUACAAUCGAGUGUGCUUUUGACGGAGAGUCUAGAACAAUUUGGCGUUGGAGAUCACAGUAUGCCAGUUAUUAUGAAGCUACUGAAAGCCACAGCUCUCGCUGGCGAUACGUAUGGCGGUGCGUAUGAUGUGACGGAUAAUAAGCUACUUGGUAUUAAGGAAUUGACCGCGGAAGAACUGAAGAAACUUGUUGCCGAGAAGCUCACAGAGAAGUGAAUGGG